This is a messenger RNA of Olea europaea var. sylvestris, 2379 nucleotides long. RefSeq names its product CDT1-like protein a, chloroplastic. Gene Ontology annotation, biological process: DNA replication preinitiation complex assembly; mitotic cell cycle; regulation of DNA-templated DNA replication initiation. Bases 485 to 2053 code for a protein of 522 amino acids. Gene Ontology annotation, cellular component: nucleus. Gene Ontology annotation, molecular function: DNA polymerase binding; DNA binding. The transcript has 9 exons. The record is from RefSeq and is a predicted model, not a curated record. NCBI's taxonomy places the organism in Eukaryota, Viridiplantae, Streptophyta, Magnoliopsida, Lamiales, Oleaceae.
GAUUUUAGUUAUGCUUAAAAAAUCAAAUUCCUUACGUUUCUUAAGGAAUGUGUUUACAACUCUUGAGAUAAGUAGUUCUUUUUAUUUUGGGAAGUUUUAGGAAUGGUAGGUUCAUUUUGAUUUGGGCAAUGUAGUAAUAUUUUGAUCUGGUUACUGCCCUAAACCUGUUGACUUGAAUCUAGGUUAUUAAACUCCAAAAUUUAAAUAUGCAGGCUUUAGUAAUCACAUUCUUUGCAUCUCUGUUAUUUUUAUUUAUGGAAACUGUUAAUUCUGGUGGGGAGUAGUUUUCUCUGGAACUGUGAUAAAUUGUCCAUUCAUUAUGUUUUGGGAUUUUGUAAGUUUUCUAUUCAACAAGUUUACCUUGUAGUCCACCAUGGAUUCAGGCCAAUUUGAAAGUUGCCAGGUUUAUGUGUCGGACACUGCUGAAUGAAUCUUAUAGACUAUUGGUCUGGUUUCAAGGCUGUGCCAUUCAUCUCGCAAAAGCAUGGAACAAACAGGACAAGAGAGUAAUGCACAAAAGACAUGGGAAGUUUGUUCGAAUGGGGCUGAAAAGUCAAGUGUCUCCUCUAUUGUCUUUUCUCUGGAAAAGGGAAUUUUUCAAAAACAUCAACCUGAAGGAAAUUUUUCAUCUCCAACACCAGUGAAAACAAAGGAGCCAUCACGGAUUAAGUGCGAAGAAGGAGCACCUGAACUUCCAGAAAAAUAUACAGCAUUAUCUGAGUUUUUUGAUCGUCUGAUUUGUUCACUGAGAUUGCUCAGCCUACGGAAAAAAUCACCAACUUUACAUAAUAUCAGCAAUCAGGUUGAAAUUUUGGCAGGAAGGAAGUUUCUAUCAAGGCAUCUUGCACAAAUAAAAUAUGUACUUCCUGAAGCAGUUCAGAUUGAUAAGAUACUUGUGCAUGAUGAGAAAACCAAGUGCAUGAAGCCAGAAUUAAAGAUUGCAUUGCUAUUUGAUGUUAUUGAAGGCCGUCAUGGAGAAUCUGUGUUCAUGGACCUCAGCAAUCUUUUCUCUUCCCGUCUAAAAGGGUUUUACAUUACACAUCCAGAGGAUUUGGACAUUCCUGAAGCUGUACUUCCAGCACCAUUUAACCAGAGAAGUAUCAACAUGAAGGUGGAGCCGACUUCCAAGGACAUGUCAGCUUUACUGCAGAUGGAUGUAUUAAAUUCAUCCCAUCUCUCUCCAUCUUUCUGUGGACGCUUUUCCCAGAAGGCUUUUGCUGCAGAGAAAGAAAAGACUCACCUACUUUCACCCAUCAAAUCUUCUUGUGUGGCUAAUCAAGAAACUGGAGGAACAAGAACGUUUCCCAACACUUCUUCCGAAUCCACAGCCACUAUCCUAGUGACUCAGACUUCACAUUGUGUUAGCUCUGCCACAUCUGGUAAUACUCCUACAAAGCUGGCUUCUGCAGAAAGUGACAAUCUAGUUGUUGAAACACCUGCACAAUCUACUCCAAUGAGAUUAAUUUCACCAAAUAGAUCAGUGCUUACCUGUGAAAAUGAGUGCAAGAAUGCAACAAGCCAAAACUCCACACCAGGCAAUCUGACUGCAAAGAGGUCAUUAGAUUUUUAUACUUUGGAUGGUGAUAAUACUUCUCAGGACUUCACUACUGAUGAGAAUAAGAUGGAGUAUUCUAAAGGUGUUUGCAGUACUCUUCCUCGAAUGAAAAUGAAAGGGAUUUCUGUAAAGGUUGAUACUGUUCUUUCCAAGGUCGAGGAGAGCAGUUGCUACAUUGAUGACCAUGAGCUGAAUCAGAAGAAACUUAGUUCACACCAGCAGAGAUCUAUUUGUUUGUCUGACCUUGUUCUCUUAAUUCACUAUGUCUUUCAAUCUGUUAGCUUUCGUUCAAUCACAAAGGAAGAACUAGUUCACAAGAUUAUUCUGAACAACUGUGAUAUUGAUGACAGCAGUGAGGUCCUGAUGCAAAUAGAGCAACUGGAGAAACUGGUUCCAGACUGGUUUUAUAAGCAGCUUGCUCCUUGUGGAGACCAACUAUACAAUGUGAAAAAAGUGUCAGACUUGAACUCAGUUCGUGAAAGAGUUAAUAUCGUAUGAUCCAAUUGAACUGAGGGGCAUAUUUGCUUUAUAUUGGACUAUUUCAAAAUUAGAACAGCUUCUGAAAGUCGAAGAGUUGAAAUGGUGUUCCUGAUUUACGAGUAAUUUGGCAGUUUCCCCUUUAGAUUGUAGACGACGCCUGCAGUGGACUCUACCUCUACUGGAUAGUUGGUGGAUGUUCAAGGUUUUUUGCCUCUACUAGUAGGUUUAUAUGUAUUUUAUGCAUGUAUGUUAAAGGAGCAAAUGCGUAUAACAAUAUUGUGGGUGCAUAAUUUCUCUCCUUUUUCCUUUAAUCUUAUCAUAAUUCUACCUUAGCCCUUUUACAA